GCUCGAUCCGCUCGCUCGCUCAAAAGCCCGUCGGAGAAUCUGCCCUCUUGCAUUCAGCGCCUCGCUUGUCGAAGGCUCAUUCACUCACUCACUCCUGCACCCGAGACGCUCCCCACCCCCGUCUCACGACACAAACAUCAAACACUUCUCCUGCUCCGCCCUCGCACCCCAAGUCUUCUCUCCUGCAAGAAAUCUCCCGCACCUUUACGCUGCGUCGAUCGCCUGCGUGAUCUUCCUCCUUCCUCCUUCCUCCACUUCGACCGAGCUCAUUGUUUUUCCUGGUGCAAUCGGCUUGGCAUUGCACAGUGCACAGGCUGCUGUUGAUUGGCAUUUUCCUGGUGGAAGGUCCACUCGCACAGACGAAUGAGGUUUUCCUUGUCUACCUGCAUCAGUAGGGUAGGAGGAAUGCGCCUGGGGAAAUUGACAAGUCAGUCAUUGGUUUCAUAAACAUCAGUCUUGCGCGUCAUUCUUAUACGACGUCGAGAACUGAGUUUCACGACAUUUCCUCCAUCAAGAUCCCUGGAUCGUUGUGCUGCGACAAGAGUGUGGCGUGGGAUAACAAUUUACCAGAACGGCGUUGCGAAAUCCUGGCUUGAGCUUUUAUAGUCGUCGAGGUCGUCAUUUGGACUUGUACACCGGGCUUCGCGGGCUGCAUUAUAGAGGAUCGAAUUGAAGUUAUUACCUGCAAGCAAGGCAGAUAGAAGUUGAGAUGGAAAAGAAGUGUGAACUUUGUGGAGAUCGGGCAACACUUUAUUGCGCUGCAGACGAUGCCAACGUGUGCUGGAGCUGCGACGCGAAAGUUCACAGUGCGAAUUUCUUGGUUGCACGACACGCUCGUUCCGUCUUGUGCGGACGUUGCUGCCAGGAGACAGACUGCAAGACAUCAGGUCCCCAUCCGUCUCCUCUUUCUCGUCUUUGUUCCCGCUGCAACCCCUCCACGACGGCAGCAGUCGUGAACGAUUGCAACGGUGACAGUGAGGAAAUGGAGAACAGCGAGACUCUGAGUUAUCCGAGCGCUACCACUGAAGCGGCAGACUCAGGAUGCACCUGUGCAAGCCAGGAGAGCCACACCGGUGAGCACUUAUCCCGUCAAGGCAGAAGGAAGUCAGCCGUAGAGAUGGUGGGGCGAGCAAGGGGUUCUCGUAGAUUCCACGGUGCCGAAAUUAAACGAUUGUGGGGUGUCGAGCGAGGGAAAACUCUUCAAGGAAGAAGGAUUCAGAAGAGGAGUAGCUCUCCAACUGGAUUGGUAAUCCAAACCCUUCAACUGGAAUCCCGCAGCCAGCGGACUGAUCGAUCUUUCGGGUACGGAUCCGGAGUGGGAAGCAACUCAGUAUCGCCGACGAAGGAGGUUUGUCAAAAACCAGUUUCUUGCGACCUCACGGAGGAGUCAUCUUGCGUUUCGUAUCUUGACGAGGAAGGUUCUUACAACGAAGAUGCCGUCUGAUGUUCCGGGAGUUCACCUCUGCCAUUGAAUAUAGACCGACUUGGAGGGAGAUCCUUGUGCGCAUCGGAACUCACUGCGGCCCCAAGAAAGUACCGUACCAGUUCUGAAACGAAGAAUGUGACCGGAGUCUUUUCAUCGGUUCUUCUGGUCUAUUCAUCGACUCUAAUCGAUUCAUGGACAAUCGAUUGUCUACUUACGCACAUUGGUGCCUUCCAUUUGUGGAUAUCGCCGACACAUCCACUUCAGCAGCAGCUUGAUGAUUGAUCGGGGCCAGAAACCCAAUGUGAAUACGAGGAAAGCGUAUUUUUGUUCAUAAUCUUUACAGUAGUUCCUAGAUGUUCCCUUCGGGGUUUACAGCAGCCGCGGCUUUCAGUAGUAGCUCUUUGUUAUACGGCGGGCGACCCCGCAGAGUAGGUCACAGGCCGGAGGUUUCACCAAUGGUCAGCAUUGUAGAGACUCAGGACAAGCUUGUUGUGGAGAUAGAGGAUGAAUGAGUCAUAUUUUUGAAAGCUCUCGACUAUCCAAGAUUGUUUAGAUUGGUAACUUGCACGGUGUAGUUCUGCGAUUGUCACAUUUAAUUGGAUAGUUACAACCUACGAGGAGAAGAUGAGAAGUCGUGGUACAUAGCGCCAGUUUAGGACUACAUGAACCUAGCAGUACUAUUUGCGAUACUACUUGUAGUUUGGGAGAAUCAUGUGCCAAAAGCACAUUGCUUUCCCCUUGCAUCCUGUCCUUGGUAGAAGGCUUCUUUCAGCAGAUCAGCGAAGGAGGUGCCAUUCGCAAUUUAACGUUCUGUAAAUGAGGAUAUCCAAUCCUGCUGUUGUUCCCAGACUUUUUUUCUUUUUCUUACACUACACCUUGGGAUAUUUGGGAAUAAAAUCGACCGAUGUCUU
This is a messenger RNA of Marchantia polymorpha subsp. ruderalis, 2337 nucleotides long. The record is from the annotation of a GenBank genome assembly. Lineage: Eukaryota; Viridiplantae; Streptophyta; Marchantiopsida; Marchantiales; Marchantiaceae.